UGCGGCCAACGACGGCCUUCCCUUCCCAAUCCUCCAUGCAUAACACAGCGCGCGGUGAUUGAGAUUUGAGAGGAGGAUAGACGAGACGGGGCCGGAACCAGCCAGAGCGACUGGUGGUGGCUGGGCUGCCCUCCCCUCCCGUCCCGUCCCGUCCCGUCCGGGUCCGGCCAAGAAUAGGUGACGCCUCUUCGGCCGCCUCCCGUCGACGGCCGCUGCAUGUGAGCAGCGGCAAUGGCAGAUAAGGGCGAUCCGGCCACGGCCGUUCUUGGCUCGUGGGCUUGCGGGCGGCUCGCCGUCGCGUCGCCGUGCGUGCAGAGGGCACUCAUCGACUGCGUCAAUGCGGCGCUCCUCGUCGCGUACGUCUCCGCGCUGGCCGCCGCCUGCGUCAGGCGGCGGCGGGCCGGCAGCGCAGGCCGGAGGAGCGGCACUCGCGGGUGGUGGCGGCGGGGGCUGGCCGUCGCCGUCUCCGCGUGCUGCGUCGCGGCCGCCGUCGGGUACGGCGUCGCCGGCUUCCGGGACGCCUCUUCGGGCGACGUCGCGGCGGCGGCGGCUCCUUACUUCGCCAGGGCCCUGUUCUGGAUCGCGCUGGCGGCCUCGCUGCACGUCCAGCCGGACAGGGCGGCGGCGGCCGUGGCCGUGCUCUGGUGGGCGCUCCCCUCGCUGCUCGUCACCGUGUACAAUGCGGAGAUCCUCAUCGGCGGCGGCGCGCUCGACGCCGUGGAGGUGCUCGCGUGGCCGGUGAACCUCCUCCUGCUGCUCUGCGCGCUCGGCUUGGUGCUGCGCCGGAGCGACGGGCAUCGCGAUGGCGGCGGCUUGUCGGAGCCUCUGAUCGGCCCGGACGGCGACAAGGCUGCGCCAACCUCGGAGCUGUACCGCGCUGACCUGUUCCGCCAGCUCGCCUUCUCGUGGCUGAACCCGCUGCUCCGCCUCGGCCGCUCCAAGGCGCUGGACCUCGCCGACAUCCCGUUCAUCGCCGGCGAGGACACCGCGCAGCACGCCUCGCACAAGUUCGCCGAGGCCUGGAGCCGCCACGUCAACGACAAGGCCAGGGGCCGCCGGAGCGUGGGCAGCAACAGCCUCGCCCUCGUCCUGGGCAAGUGCUUCCUCGGCGAGAUCCUGCUCACCGGCUUCUACGCCUUCUUGAGAACGCUGGCCAUCGCGGUGGCACCCCUGAUGCUCUUCGCGUUCGUGUGGUACAGCAACCAGCAGGAGAGAGACCUCCGGGUCGGCCUGGCCCUCAUCGGCUGCCUGCUGCUCAUGAAGCUCGUCGAGUCGCUGUCGCAGCGGCACUGGUUCUUCGACUCCAGGAGGACCGGAAUGCACGUCCGGUCGGCGUUGAUGGCGGUCAUCUUCCAGAAGCAGCUCAGGCUGUCCAGCCAGGGGAGGAAGAACCACUCCACCGGCGAGAUCGUCAACUACAUUGCGGUCGACGCGUACCGGCUUGGCGACGCCAUCAGCUGGCUGCACAUGGGGUGGAGCUCGCCACUUCAGCUGGUCUUCGCAGUUGCCACGCUCUUCUGGGCACUGAAGCUUGGGGCUCUUCCAGGUCUAGUCCCCUUGGUCAUCUUCGGCUUUCUCAACGUGCCAUUCGCCAAGAUCUUGCAAGGCUACCAGUCCAAGUUCAUGGUUGCACAGGACGAGAGGCUCCGGUCGACAUCCGAGACACUGAACAGCAUGAAGAUCAUCAAGCUGCAGUCAUGGGAGGAGAAGUUCCGGAACAUGAUCGGGUCACUCAGGGACGGGGAGUUCAAAUGGCUGAGGGAGACCCAGAUGAAGAAGGCCUAUGGUGCGGUCAUGUACUGGAUGUCCCCGACAGUCGUCUCCGCGGUGAUGUACACCGCGACGGCAAUCUUGGGGAGUGCGCCCCUGAAUGCCAGCACUCUCUUCACGGUCUUGGCCACCCUGAGGGUAAUGGCUGAGCCAGUGAGGUUCCUUCCUGAGAUCCUCACAAUGAUGAUCCAGUACAAAGUGUCGUUAGACCGUAUCGAGAGGUUUCUUCUCGAAGAUGAGAUCAGAGAGGAGGAUGUGAAGAGAGUACCUUCAGAUAACUCUGAUAUCAGAGUCCAAGUCCAAGAUGGUAAUUUCAGCUGGAAUGCAAACAGAGCUGAUCUGUCACUGAGGAAUGUUAACCUUAGCAUCAGCAGAGGAGAGAAGGUGGCUGUCUGCGGUCCAGUUGGCUCAGGAAAAUCUUCACUGCUGUAUGCAUUACUUGGGGAGAUACCUAGAAUAUCAGGAUCAGUUGAGGUAUUUGGCUCGGUAGCAUAUGUUUCACAGAACUCCUGGAUACAGAGUGGGACUGUUCGCGAUAAUAUACUCUUCGGGAAGCCUUUCAACACGGAACUGUAUGAGAAGGCAAUCAAAUCUUGUGCCCUGGACAAGGAUAUCGAAAAUUUCGACCACGGAGACCUGACAGAGAUUGGUCAGAGAGGACUGAACAUGAGUGGAGGUCAGAAACAAAGGAUUCAGCUGGCAAGAGCCGUCUACAAUGAUGCAGAUGUUUAUCUGCUGGAUGACCCUUUCAGUGCAGUUGAUGCCCACACCGCUGCCGUUCUUUUCUAUGACUGUGUGAUGACAGCACUUGCUGAGAAGACCGUUGUUCUUGUGACCCACCAAGUAGAAUUUCUGACUGAAACUAGUAGAAUCCUGGUAAUGGAAGGCGGUCAAGUUAGUCAGCAAGGGAAAUAUUCGGAACUACUGGAAUCUGGGACAGCAUUUGAGAAACUUGUUUCAGCUCACCAGUCUUCGAUCACAGCAUUGGAUACUAGUGCCAGCCAACAGAACCAAGUUCAAGGGCAACUGGUGCCUGAUGAAAACAUAGCGCCAAGUGCACUGCAGGCUACAAGGCAGGCUAGCGACAUCGAGGUCGCUGCAAAAGGUCCUUCAGCAACAAUCCAGCUUACAGAAGAGGAGGAGAAGGGGAUCGGUGACCUGGGAUGGAAGCCAUACAAAGAUUACAUAAAUGUAUCCCAGGGAGCUUUCCAAUUCUCUGGCAUGUGUACUUCUCAGGUGCUCUUCACAUGCUUUCAGAUUGCAUCAACAUAUUGGUUGGCCGUUGCUGUUCAGAUGGAUAACAUCAGUGCUGCCCUUCUUGUUGGGGCCUAUUCUGGUCUCUCCAUCUUCAGUUGCUGCUUUGCCUACUUUCGAAGCUUGUUUGCAGCUACUCUUGGGCUCAAGGCCUCCAAGGCAUUCUUCAGCGGGCUAAUGGAUUCCGUAUUCAAGGCUCCCAUGUCAUUUUUUGACUCAACACCAGUGGGAAGAAUUUUAACAAGGGCAUCUUCAGAUUUAAGCAUUCUGGACUUUGACAUACCUUACUCCAUGGCUUUUGUUACUACUGGUAGUAUUGAGGUUGUUACAACAGUACUGGUCAUGGGUACCGUAACUUGGCAAGUCUUGGUUGUGGCAAUCCCAGUUACAAUCACCAUGGUAUAUGUUCAGAGGUACUACGUAUCCUCAGCUAGAGAGCUAGUAAGAAUUAAUGGAACGACAAAGGCACCUGUCAUGAACUAUGCAUCGGAGUCAAUUCUUGGUGUGGUGACCAUCAGGGCAUUUGCAGCAACAGAGAGGUUCAUCCACAGCAACAUGGAGCUCAUUGACACUGAUGCGACACUGUUCUUUCACACUGUUGCUGCACAAGAGUGGGUGCUUAUAAGAGUGGAGGCGCUGCAGUCCUUGACAAUAAUUACAGCAGCGUUGUUCCUUGUUCUGGUUCCUCCAGGAGCAAUUUCACCAGGUUUUGCUGGACUUUGCCUCUCCUAUGCUUUGACGCUGACUGCAGCACAGGUCUUCUUGACAAGGUUUUAUUCGUACUUGGAAAACUACAUCAUCUCAGUUGAGCGAAUCAAGCAGUAUAUGCACCUCCCAGCGGAGCCACCUGCCAUUAUACCAGAAAAUAGGCCUCCAGCUUCAUGGCCACAGGAGGGAAGGAUAGACCUUCAAGAUUUGAAGAUAAGAUACCGUCCAAAUGCACCACUUGUCCUCAAAGGAAUCACUUGUACUUUUGCUGCGGGGAACAAGAUUGGGGUUGUAGGGAGGACAGGAAGUGGGAAAUCAACACUUAUCAGCUCGUUGUUCCGUCUCGUUGAUCCGGCAGGUGGGAGGAUACUUAUUGACAAGCUGGAUAUCUGCUCCAUUGGCCUAAAGGAUCUGAGAACUAAAUUGAGUAUUAUCCCUCAAGAACCAACGCUUUUCAGAGGAACUGUGCGCAACAAUUUGGAUCCCCUUGGCCUGCAUUCCGACCAAGAGAUAUGGGAGGCCUUGGAGAAGUGUCAACUGAAGGCAGCAAUUAGCAGCACCCCUGCUCUUCUUGAUACAGUAGUGAGUGAUGAUGGUGAUAACUGGAGCUCUGGACAACGUCAGCUCUUCUGUCUUGGCAGAGUUCUGCUCCGCAGGAACAAAAUUCUAGUUCUUGAUGAGGCAACAGCAUCCAUCGACUCUGCAACAGAUGCAAUCCUUCAGAAAGUAAUCAGGCAGCAGUUCUCAAGUUGCACGGUGAUAACCAUAGCUCAUAGGGUUCCAACCGUUACAGACAGCGACAGGGUCCUUGUACUGUCCUACGGAAAGCUUCUAGAAUAUGAAACACCAGCAAAGCUGUUAGAAGACAAGCAAUCAGCCUUUGCUAAACUAGUGGCUGAGUAUUGGGCCAAUACCAAGCGGAAUUCAACAUGAACCUACCAUUGUGGCAGGACAUGAUAAAAGAUAUCAUCAAUCCAAUGAAGAUACUGAAAUAGCAGUUCCAGCCUCCCAGGGUUCUCAAAUUGAAUCUAUAAGAAGUCAAGGCAUGUUCUCUUCAUUAUUUUAUACGUGGAGUUCUGGAAAUAAAUGAGAAAUCAACACCAGUUUAAUUUUGGCAGUGGGAACAAGUUUUGGAGUUAGGUUUAAUGAAUGGAACUAACUCCAGCUGGAUGAUUGAACUACUCUCAGUAAGUAGUUCAAUAUAGCGAGAGUCUAUUACCUAUGGUAUUCAUUGCAAAAUGAAAUGGAGGAUCCACUUCAAGCAUGACGAAUGACAUUCUUCAGAUAUAAGAAUUUUUGAAUAAGAAGGAAAGGGAUAUACCAAGUCGUGUACCAGUAAAGUUUGUGCUCAAAAUAUGAGAGGAGAUUUAUUUUCAUGUUGCUCGUGUAAUCCGUAUUGAUAAACUUAAAGAUGAUGACUGUAUAGAGUGAGAAGGAAAUGUUUCACAAAUGAGUAAGGACA
This is a messenger RNA of Panicum hallii, 5194 nucleotides long. RefSeq names its product ABC transporter C family member 8-like. Gene Ontology annotation, cellular component: vacuolar membrane; plant-type vacuole. The coding region runs from base 232 to 4665 and encodes 1477 amino acids. NCBI's taxonomy places the organism in Eukaryota, Viridiplantae, Streptophyta, Magnoliopsida, Poales, Poaceae. Gene Ontology annotation, molecular function: ATP binding; ABC-type transporter activity; ATP hydrolysis activity. The transcript has 12 exons. The record is from RefSeq and is a predicted model, not a curated record. Gene Ontology annotation, biological process: transmembrane transport.